AUGGGUAACGACAAGAGAGUCGGUGCCUACUAUGCACCAACCGGUGGUCUGCCACCACAAAGCCAGCUUUUGACCGACCGCGCCAUGUUCACCGAAGCCUACGCUGUCAUCCCCAAAGGCGUAUUCAGCGACAUCGUGACCAGCUUCCUUCCCUUCUGGGAAAAGACCCGUCUCUGGGUAAUUGCCCGCCCACUUUCCGGCUUCGCCGAGACCUUCUCUCAAUAUAUCAUGGAAGUGCAGCCCGGUGGUGGCAGCGAGCGUGCCGAAUUAGACGACGCCGCUGAAGGUGUGCUCUUCGUGGUCGAGGGCGAGAUCACCGUCACUCUGGCUGGCCAGAAGCACACUCUCACCGAGGGCGGAUAUGCCUUCCUCCCACCCAAGAGCGGCUGGACUCUCCGCAACGAGGGCGCAAGCACUGCCCGUUUCCACUGGAUUCGCAAGGCCUACGAGGCUGUUGAGGGACUGGAUGCUCCCGAGCCCCUGUUUCUGAAUGAUAAAGAGGUCGCACCCACUGCUAUGCCGAAUACCGAUGGUGCUUGGGCGACUACUCGCUUUGUUGACCCGAAUGAUUUGCGCCAUGAUAUGCAUGUUACUAUCGUUACUUUCGAGCCUGGUGGCACCAUUCCUUUUGCUGAGACCCAUGUUAUGGAGCAUGGUCUUUAUGUACUGGAGGGUAAGGCUGUGUACCGACUCAAUCAGGACUGGGUUGAGGUUGAAGCUGGUGACUUUAUGUGGUUGCGCGCUUUCUGCCCACAGGCUUGUUAUGCUGGUGGCCCUGGAAAGUUCCGAUACUUGCUUUACAAGGAUGUGAACCGUCACAUGAAGUUCCCUGGAUCUCGACUUUGA
Messenger RNA from Penicillium angulare, 846 nucleotides. RefSeq lists its product as uncharacterized. Lineage: Eukaryota; Fungi; Ascomycota; Eurotiomycetes; Eurotiales; Aspergillaceae. The record is from RefSeq and is a predicted model, not a curated record. The transcript has a single exon. Gene Ontology annotation, molecular function: ureidoglycine aminohydrolase activity. Bases 1 to 846 code for a protein of 281 amino acids.